Molecule: messenger RNA, 1122 nt
Organism: Formica exsecta
Lineage: Eukaryota; Metazoa; Arthropoda; Insecta; Hymenoptera; Formicidae
Exons: 1
Coding region: 3-974 (323 amino acids)
Molecular function (GO): G protein-coupled receptor activity
Source: RefSeq, a predicted model, not a curated record
AGAUGUGCGACAAUAAUAUCUGCAUUCGAUUAUGUUGUCCUUUCGGUAAUCGUCUGGUUAACGGAAAAUGUAUUGCUCAGCAGGGUAAAUUUAUUUUCUUGCAAAACAUAAAUAGAUAUAUUAAUAAUUCAUUGCAAAACGAAAGUAAACAGGUAGACGAACUAUUUCUUCUGAUCGCUCAUGAUCCGUGUCAAAAGACUGGACAUUAUUUACUUAGUUCCGACCAGAAUACGUUUCUCGUAAAUGGCUCUUUGUAUCUACCUUAUAACAAUACAAUCGUCGAAUCAACAUCUUAUUGCCUUGCGGUCGUGGAUUACGACAGAUUUGUUAUUAACGUUUGUUUUGAUCUUAUGGAAGAGAUCAUGAAUAAAAAUAUAAACUACAAUAAAAAUACAAUAAAUCUAAAAUCUAUAAAGUUAAAUUGGAUGUAUAUCAAAGAUAAGAAUAGUUCCACGUCGCACGAUUUGAUAAAAAAUUCCAGUAGGGAUAAUAAUAAAAACAGUAUUCCAGAUGAGAUUUGCGAUAAUAUUACUUGCAUUAGGUUAUGCUGUCCUUUCGGUAAUCGUCUGGUUAAUGGAAAAUGCAUUGCCGGACAGGGUAAUUUUAUUUUCUUACCAAACAUGUUUGAAUAUUUUAAUGAUUUGUUACAAAACGAAAAUAAAAGCGUAGACAAUCUUUUUCUUCUGGUCGUUCACGAUUCCUGUCAGAAGAUUGGACAGCCAUUCUCCGUUACAUUCUCAAAUAAGAACAUGUUUUUCGUUAAUGGCUCUUUAUAUCUACAUUCGUACGACACAAUUAUUGAAUCAACAUCUUAUUGCCUCGCUAAGGUGGCUCCUCAAGGCAGAUUUAAUGUGAAUAUUUGUUUUAAGAUUAAGAGCAAGAUCAUAGAUUACACUAAAAGUGUAUUUGUUCCGACACGAAAAGUAUCGGGCAAGUAUCAAACAAGUACGGUCGUAUAUAUAUGCGGCUUUUGAGCGACUCUACUAUUUUCGUUGGUAAUGUUUAUAGUGUACUCCAUAGUACCAGAGCUCCGUAAUAUACACGGUUUCAGAUUGUGUAGAUACAGCAGUUCGAUAGUCAUUAUGAAAACAGUCGAAUUGGUAGAGAUAUUCAACAGAAGGG